This is a messenger RNA of Acromyrmex echinatior (Panamanian leafcutter ant), 2637 nucleotides long. It is a transcript of the gene dally, whose product is annotated as division abnormally delayed protein. Gene Ontology annotation, cellular component: cell surface; extracellular region; plasma membrane. The record is from RefSeq and is a predicted model, not a curated record. NCBI's taxonomy places the organism in Eukaryota, Metazoa, Arthropoda, Insecta, Hymenoptera, Formicidae. Gene Ontology annotation, biological process: positive regulation of canonical Wnt signaling pathway; cell migration; regulation of protein localization to membrane.
CCUCGCCGCCGUCGUGCCGUCUGACGGCGCGUCCGCCGUUCGGCAAACGAUCACCGCGUUCCGAUACGGUGGAUGACUCCGCCAAGAACGAAUUUGUAAAAGAAGACGACGAAUAAGAAGAAGGAAAGAGGCAUAAGGAUACAGGCGCUACAGAGUGAAAGAGAGAGGGGACGAUUUUCAUGAACACGCUCGCGAAAUAUCCUUCUGUCGCGCGCGCGGAUUUCCCUCGCGGAUUUUUCCUUCAGGUUUCCAUCUCUCUUUCUCUCUCUCUCUCUCGCUCUCUCCAUCGCGUCCGGGGCCAUUUUGCCAAAAUGAAAAUAACACCGCGAGCCGCUUUUCGCGGAUACCCCGUGUCCGCGGUCCUGCUCGCUGUUCUCGUUUGGUGCCACUGCGUGUGCUCGAUCGCACACGCGAGAUCGCACCGCUUGAAGACGACAUCCAACGGCACCGAACUCGUCGUCGACUGCGAGCUGAUCAGGCCGUUCUUCAGCACCAAGAACAUCACGCUCGAGCCGACCGCCGCGGACUCUCCGAGGACGACAUGCGGCGGCAAGUGUUGCGGCGAAGAGAUGGAGAAGCGUCUGAAGCAACAAGCCCGUGUGGACUUCCACAAUCUGAUCCAUCAUCACAGUAGAAGUCUGCAAGGCCUCCUCGCCACCACCGCUGACGCUCUCAGAGAGACGGUGAUCGUGUUGCUGCGGAGGUCGGAGAACAAGACUCUGGUCAUGUUCGAUCAAGUGUACCGCUCGAUGGCGGUGCAAAGCAGAUCGUCGAUCCGGGCGCUCUACCAGGCGAUGAUGGACUACGUGUCGCCGGCCAACACCCCGGACAAUCUGCAGCAGCCGUUGACGCGAGAAACGCUGCAGGAGCGGAUCAACCAAUUCUUCACGCGGCUCUUUCCGAUCGCCUAUCAUUACGCCAUUAAUCCGCAUCAGGAUCGGCAGGACUUCACCGACAAGUUUAAAUCCUGCUUGUAUGAGAGGAUCGACGACAUACAACCGUUCGGUGACACGCCGCAGGAGAUAUUUAAGAAGAUCGGCAAGAGCCUGGAGGCUACCAGGAUUCUCGUGCAGGCGUUGACACUCGGUAAAACUGUCCUCGACAAGACUGACAACGUGUUAUUUGCCACUAGCACCGGUAAUGCCCUGCUUAGGAUGACUUAUUGUCCCAAAUGCAAGGGAAUCAAGGAAGCUGUAAAUCCCUGCAGCGGAUUCUGCACAAAUGUGGUGAGAGGCUGCCUGACGGAGCCAGCAUCCGAACUGGAUCUCGCGUGGUCCGGUUAUGUGGAGGCGGUCGAGAGGCUCGUCGCGGCGGUGAGCGGCAACACCGAUUACCACGGUUUGAACGUCAGGAUCGCCGUCAGGGAGUUGGACUCCCGCAUUUCGGAUGCCAUCAUGCACGCAAUGGAAGACGGUCCGCGGCUCGAGGAGAAGGUGAGAAAGGUGUGUGGUCGUUCGGAGUUGCUAUCGCCCGAUAGCGAGAAAAGCCCAGUGUCUUCGGAUGCAGCUGCGAAAUCGUCCACGUCGUCCACUGGCGAGGUGCAUACAGCUGCAUCGUCGUUACCGUCUCACGCACAAGACAGCGUGCUGAACAAGUUGCACAAGCAGUUGGUUAACUUCCUGGCGAGCGUCCUCAGGUCCCGCAUCUUCUACGGCACAUUAGCGGACGCGAUCUGCGAGGAAUAUCCCGACAAACACUGCUGGAACGGCGAACGUGUCGGAGAGUAUACGAAAACCGUAGUGGAUUCCAGUCUGAAUGCUCAAAGAUACAAUCCUGAAUUCACGAUAACGAUGUCGACGACGCCAGCCAGCUACUCCGGCAAUACGAACACCAGCGCGCUCAUUGACCAAUUGAGGCACAUUAAUCAGUUGGUGCAGUCCCAAUUGUCGUCCGACAUUGGACCAGAUGCCUUUCUGGCCGACGAGGCCUUGGACGGCUCCGGAAGCGGGGACAGCCCGGUUUGGAGACAGCACGGAAACGGCGAGAUCGAUGACGACGAGGACGGCCACGAUCGCGACGAUGACGACGAGGCCUCUGGCUCUGGAAUGGGUCCCACCACGAUAGACCCGUCGAUGAAGACUCAUCCGAAUGGACCGCUCCACAGUGGGUCGUCAACGAUCUUGUUAUCAUUCACGGCCCUCGCUAUCGUCUGUGCAUCGCUUAUCGCUUAAUCGGUUACAUCGCCGAGAUAUACAAGGGUAUGAUUUCGAUCGCAAUUCACGGCCAACGUAGACAAGGCAUAGAUAAGGAGAGUUAAACUAGUUUCUGUUCGCGACCGGAGGAUUGUUAGCAGGUCGGAUCCUAUCCACUUUUCACACGGGAUUCUUCCGGCGCGCGUGAAUGCCGAUGAGCAGCCCCGUAAGGAGAUUCACGGGUGAGCUUCCGCCUGCCGGAAUCGCGUACAAGCGAUGCUGUUGAUAAUUUAUCGAUGGCGUGUUGGGCAGCGAAGCGGACUGUUCCUGCCGCGAUCCCGCUGGAAGGACGCCGCGGUUCUCAGUGAUAUAUAUCGGGAUGCGAGAAGUGCGUAUAUGUGCAUAUGUGUGUGUGUGUAUGUGUGUAUGUGUGAGAGAGGAGGGGCGGUUUGUAAAAGUAUACGAUGGGGAGAAAGGGGAAGAGAGAAAAGAGCGUACGGCGAAG